AUGUCAACUACCUUUCCCGGACUAGUCCACGAUGCCGAGAUACGUCACGACGGAUCAAACAGCUACCGUUUGAUGCAGCUUGGCUGUCUGGAGUCCGUAGCCAAUUCCACGGUUGCCUAUUCCUCCUCCUCUCCUUUAACUUACUCAACCACCGGCACCGAGUUUGCGUCCCCCUACUUCUCCACUAACCACCAGUACACCCCGCUCCACCACCAGUCCUUCCAUUACGAGUUCCAGCACAGCCACCCGGCGGUCACCCCCGACGCCUACUCUCUGAACUCGCUCCACCACUCACAACAGUACUACCAGCAGAUUCACCACGGGGAGCCCACCGACUUUAUUAACCUGCACAAUGCGCGGGCUCUCAAGUCCUCCUGCCUGGACGAGCAGAGGCGGGAGCUGGGCUGCCUCGAUGCCUACCGCCGCCACGACCUGUCCCUCAUGAGCCACGGCUCUCAGUAUGGAAUGCACCCAGAUCAAAGACUCCUGCCAGGGCCCAGCCUGGGGCUGGCCGCCGCGGGAGCCGACGACUUGCAGGGUUCUGUGGAAGCCCAGUGUGGGAUUGUUCUCAACGGCCAAGGGGGUGUGAUAAGAAGAGGUGGCACCUGUGUGGUCAACCCCACAGACUUGUUUUGCUCAGUUCCGGGUCGUUUGUCCCUUCUCAGUUCUACUUCCAAAUACAAGGUGACCAUUGCUGAGGUAAAGAGGCGUCUCUCACCACCCGAGUGCCUCAAUGCUUCACUUCUGGGAGGCAUUCUGAGGAGAGCAAAAUCCAAGAAUGGUGGUCGUUGCUUGAGAGAGAAACUGGACAGGCUUGGCCUAAACUUGCCAGCCGGAAGACGGAAAGCAGCCAAUGUUACCUUGCUCACUUCCUUAGUCGAAGGAGAGGCUUUGCACUUGGCUAGGGAUUUUGGCUACACAUGCGAAACAGAGUUUCCAGCCAAGGCAGUAGGAGAACAUCUCGCCAGACAACAUAUGGAACAGAAAGAACAGACAGCACGGAAAAAGAUGAUCCUAGCGACCAAGCAAAUUUGUAAAGAAUUCCAAGACCUCCUGAGCCAAGAUAGAUCACCACUGGGAUCCUCCAGACCGACUCCCAUUCUAGACCUUGACAUCCAGAGGCACUUAACACAUUUCAGUUUGAUCACUCAUGGUUUUGGGACACCAGCAAUAUGUGCAGCCCUAAGCACUUUCCAAACAGUCCUCAGUGAGAUGCUUAACUACUUGGAAAAACACACGACUCACAAAAACGGUGGUGCUGCAGACUCUGGCCAAGGACAUGCCAACUCGGAGAAAGCCCCGCUGCGGAAACCUUCAGAGGCUGCUGUGAAAGAGGGCAAAACAGAAAAGACAGACUAGCUACAUCAAACAGAAUCUAUUUCUAGAGAGUCUUGCUGCUCAUAUUUUUUUUCUAAUAUAUAUAUCAUUGGGGGUGACUAAUCUUCAGUGGACCAAAUCUUUACCCUCCCCGAGCCCUCCAUAAAAUAAAGUCAAAAGUGGAAAUGAAAAGGAAAAAAAAAGGAAACAAAAAAAAAUGACAGAUCCAAAAACAAAAAAAAAAAUGAAAAAAAGGAAAACAGCAGUGUAACUGUGUGAUGAAAAAUUGUCACUUUUUAUUAUUUUUUUUGCUAUGAUAAAACUCCUUCUGUGCACGUAGUUGAUCGUUCUGAAUCAUAUACACCACAGUUCUCAAGCACUUCUGGACUUUGGAGAGGCAGCACACGCUUUUUCUCACAUAUAUCUGAUGCACUUUCUUAUCCAGUAUAUAGUUAGGGGUCAGUCAGAGAGCAUGACCAAACUGGAGUCUGUCGCCAAUGGCUGCUGCUCUAGUCAUCCCUGACUUAACUCCCUGUCACUCAAGAGUGCCUCUUUCCAUUAAAUAGGCCAAUAUGAAAAUAUCCACUAGUACAUGUUUGGGGAACUGACAAGGACAGUCACAAACUUUUUUGAGCUGACAGCAGUUCUAAAUACUUGGUCACCCCAGAUUACUGAAUUAUCCGUGCCUUGGUGGUGUUUAAAAAUUCCAGAAACUGUCUCCCUUCUAUCUACCAUUCAUUUCCUCUUAGGCCCCCCUGCCCCAUUUCUAAGAAGAUAUUCAGAAGACUUAUACAACACUGUAGAUGUAAGAGAUGAACUCGUCCAGGCCAACUGCACAGUUCAAAGAAACACUGAAUUUAGUCGAUGGGGUAUACAGAUGCAGAAGAGGAGAGCUUUGCCAUUAUUGGGCUCUCUGUCAAAUGCAAUGACAUUAUUUUGCCUGAAAAUGACAAGAAUAGGAGCAGUAGUAUUUCUGAGCAGUCCUGCCUGUAAGACUUGGGGCCCCUUCAAAGUGCUGGUGGCAGUGGUUGUGUGGUUGAAGUGAGAGCCAUGUUUUCCUGCUUCUGUGCUAUUUCUUCCUGUUCCAUAUGUUCUAAACCUCUAGAGGCACAAAAGCACCCAGGCUGUGUUCAAUAAAGAAAGCAAACAGAAUAAUUAGAGAAGACCUUUGCUUUUCAGAUGUUUUCUUUUUUCCAUAGCUUGUUCUUACGACUUCCUUACCUUUCAUUUAAGACACUACAAAGCAAGAAGUUCCUGACUGCAAAAGCCAGGGAUAGUUGAAAGAAUGUUUCGCCCACAUAAGCCUGUAUAUGUCAACAACGUUGUUUGCCACCACACAUUGUUCUAGCUUUUCUACUGUUAACAAUUAAACUUCUAUGUAGGCAAAUAAAAACAUAGGUCACUAUCUAAUAAAGGAAUUAUUUUCAUGUGUGGAUAUUCAACGCUUAGUUUAGCAUGAAAAUAUUGGCCUCUCAUUGCAUAUUUCAACUAUUUUAAAGAUCUCUGCCAUAUUAUAACUUUAUCGAGAAUAUUAGCAUUAUAGCUAAUGAGAGGAAAUAUCUGGAAGUUUCAUGUAUGAAACAAAGAAGCUAUUUUUACCUGACAAUAAUUCUUAAAAACCAUUAUCUUGAGUCUUGUACAGAAAUGAACCAUAACCACUGAAAUCCUAAAGUUUUUAGAUUAAAUUUAUUCAACAGGAGACGUUUGAAGAAUUCCAUAACAAUAGGAUAUUAUAGUAAUACAGUAGAAGAGCUCGAAAUAAA
Molecule: messenger RNA, 3080 nt
Organism: Rattus rattus (black rat)
Lineage: Eukaryota; Metazoa; Chordata; Mammalia; Rodentia; Muridae
Gene: Tfap2d
Product: transcription factor AP-2 delta
Exons: 8
Coding region: 1-1359 (452 amino acids)
Biological process (GO): anatomical structure development; regulation of transcription by RNA polymerase II; regulation of cell population proliferation
Cellular component (GO): nucleus
Molecular function (GO): DNA-binding transcription factor activity, RNA polymerase II-specific; RNA polymerase II transcription regulatory region sequence-specific DNA binding
Source: RefSeq, a predicted model, not a curated record